Molecule: messenger RNA, 795 nt
Organism: Strongylus vulgaris
Lineage: Eukaryota; Metazoa; Nematoda; Chromadorea; Rhabditida; Strongylidae
Source: the annotation of a GenBank genome assembly
AUGUCGUCGUCAGGAUCAAGUCGACUAUGGGUUGGCCCAUUACUGCUUAUCCUUGUCAUAGCUUUGAUCUAUAUAUUCAGUCUGAUGCCGAAUACACCACCACCAAGAGAACUUACACCACUUAUCGACGAUGCUCAUCAUGUUCGUACAUUCCGUUUAGGAGACCAUGAGAUUACAGAGUCGUUCGACGAUUUGAAGGUUGAAGUGCCACGUGAGUGCCAAUGCUCUGGUCGCCUCUUCGGUAAAGCAUGUGAUUUGGUGUGCGUUGAAGGGCAAGUCAUAGAUGGUCGGUGUAGAUGCAGGGAAGAACGUACUGUUCCAACUCUUCUUUUGAUCAUUGUCUUGUUGUUCCCUAGUAAGCAAUUUCUUUGCAUGGUUGAGAAAUUCUGGUAUCUAGGCUACAUGGGUAUGUCUUGCGCUACAUGUGAUCCUACUUCUGGCCGAGAAUGCUAUAUGGGUAUGUCUUGCGCUACAUGUGAUCCUACUUCUGGCCGAGAAUGUGAGAUCCCCGCGAAGCGACGAGGUGCGGUGAAUUCUCGUCUCACCCUCAGUGGAUUGUCAUUCUGCAUGAUUACAAUAGGAUUGCUCUGCGUUACGGCAAGAAGACGUCGAGCUGGACCUCUUCCUCCAUCAGAAGACACCUGGUACAGAGUUUUUCAGCCGGCUCAGUCAAGAGCUGCUAGGUGUCGACAUGAUUUAAUGUGUGGGAAUUCUUGGAUACCUAGAGAUCGAGCGUUGCUUGUGGCUCCGGGUAGAGCAGCAGUUGUACAUGGAAGCAGCCGAAGUUCUAGGUAA